AUGAAGUCAUUCGCUGUUGCUAUGGCCAUGCUGGCCGCCACUGGAAUGGUCUCCGCCGCUGGCGUCUCUGCCUCGGAUUGCGCUCAAAUGUGCAUCUCCAACAUGAAGGCCAAGGCCUCCGAGCUUGGAUGUACCUCCGGUGACUUGGACUGCCUGUGCAAGUCCCAGGACUACUCCUACGGUAUCCGUGAUUGCACCAAGCAGGCUUGCCCCGAUGACGAUGCCUCUACUGUUCUCUCCAUGGCUUUGGAGAGCUGCCCUAGUACGCAAUUCUAUCUAUUGAAAAGCAUAGACCAUGUGGCUAACAAUAAAUCCGCAGGCUCUUCCACUGGCUCCAGCACUGGAUCUGGCUCUGGCGCCACAACUGGCUCUGGCAAGAGCUCUACUGGUACCAUGACUGGUACCAUGACCGGCUCUUCCACUACGGCUUACACCACUAUCACCACCAGCGUCUCCGGUGAGCUCACCACUGAGACCAAGCCCAUCAGCACUGGCACCAAGACCGGCAACGCUGCCGAGUCCACUACUAUCACCACCUCGGUCUCCGGUACCCUGACCACUGAGACCAAGGCUGUCACUGACUCCAUCACCACCGGUUCCACCAUGAUCACCACCACCGUCUCUGGCACCCUGACCACCGAGACCAGCGCCGUCACUGGUACCGAGACUUCCACCGGCUCUGGCUCUGGCUCCGGAUCUGAGUCCACCAGCGGUUCUGACUCUGCCCCGUCUACCAGCUCCGGCGCUGCUCACCCCAUGGCCACUGUCGGUACCGGUGCUUUCGGUGUUCUCGGUCUGGCUGCUAUGAUGGUCCUGUAA
Messenger RNA from Penicillium longicatenatum, 819 nucleotides. Its product is annotated as CFEM domain-containing protein. The record is from RefSeq and is a predicted model, not a curated record. Bases 1 to 819 code for a protein of 272 amino acids. Lineage: Eukaryota; Fungi; Ascomycota; Eurotiomycetes; Eurotiales; Aspergillaceae. The transcript is spliced from 2 exons.